GUGGCUUCGGCUCUCAAGUACGCGGCGGCAUCAAUUGGAGAAGACCCCGCUCAUUUCGGCUCCCACUCACUACGCAGUGGUGGUGCGACGGCUUUGUUCAACGCCGGUAUCGACAGUCUGGCCGUCAAGAUGUUCGGCCGAUGGAAAUCAGACGCCGUCGAAAGAUACACGGUGUUCAAGGAAGAUCUAACAGCCUCUCUUUCGCGCAGUAUG
This is a messenger RNA of Phytophthora sojae, 213 nucleotides long. RefSeq lists its product as hypothetical. The transcript has a single exon. The annotation marks the transcript as partial. The record is from RefSeq and is a predicted model, not a curated record. Gene Ontology annotation, biological process: DNA integration; DNA recombination. Lineage: Eukaryota; Oomycota; Peronosporomycetes; Peronosporales; Peronosporaceae. Gene Ontology annotation, molecular function: DNA binding.